Messenger RNA from Saccharomyces cerevisiae S288C, 1620 nucleotides. It is a transcript of the gene TAF12, whose product is annotated as Taf12p. Gene Ontology annotation, cellular component: transcription factor TFIID complex; peptidase complex; SAGA complex. Bases 1 to 1620 code for a protein of 539 amino acids. NCBI's taxonomy places the organism in Eukaryota, Fungi, Ascomycota, Saccharomycetes, Saccharomycetales, Saccharomycetaceae. The transcript has a single exon. Gene Ontology annotation, biological process: DNA-templated transcription initiation. Gene Ontology annotation, molecular function: protein heterodimerization activity. The record is from RefSeq and is marked reviewed.
AUGUCUUCCAAUCCAGAAAAUUCUGGUGUUAAUGCGAAUAAUAAUACGGGCACUGGUAACGCUGAUGCGAUCACAGGAGCUCAGCAAAAUAUGGUACUGCAACCGAGACAGUUGCAAGAAAUGGCCGCUAAGUUCAGGACAUUACUGACUGAAGCAAGAAAUGUAGGUGAAACUACUCCUAGGGGCAAGGAAUUGAUGUUCCAAGCCGCAAAGAUCAAACAGGUAUAUGAUGCCCUUACACUGAAUAGGAGAAGACAACAGGCUGCGCAAGCCUACAAUAAUACUUCAAAUUCAAAUUCAAGCAAUCCAGCUUCUAUUCCUACUGAAAAUGUCCCUAAUUCAUCACAGCAACAACAACAACAACAACAACAGACAAGAAACAACAGUAACAAAUUUAGCAAUAUGAUAAAACAGGUUCUCACCCCGGAAGAGAACCAAGAAUAUGAAAAGCUAUGGCAGAAUUUCCAAGUCCGUCAUACGAGUAUAAAGGAGAAAGAGACCUACUUGAAACAAAAUAUUGAUAGGUUAGAACAAGAAAUAAAUAAACAGACGGACGAAGGGCCCAAGCAGCAGCUACAAGAAAAGAAAAUUGAACUGCUUAACGAUUGGAAGGUGCUAAAAAUUGAGUAUACCAAGCUGUUCAAUAAUUAUCAAAACAGUAAAAAAACAUUCUAUGUAGAGUGUGCAAGACACAAUCCGGCUUUACAUAAAUUCUUGCAAGAAAGCACUCAACAGCAACGAGUGCAGCAACAAAGGGUACAACAACAACAACAACAACAGCAGCAGCAGCAGCAACAGCAGCAACAGCAACAGCAACAGCAACAGCAACGCCAGGGUCAAAACCAAAGAAAGAUUUCUAGUUCUAAUUCUACUGAAAUACCCUCUGUAACCGGCCCUGAUGCACUGAAAUCGCAGCAGCAGCAGCAGAAUACAAUAACUGCCACCAAUAAUCCCAGGGGCAAUGUUAACACUUCACAGACUGAACAAUCGAAAGCUAAGGUAACCAAUGUAAAUGCAACGGCAUCUAUGUUGAAUAAUAUAAGUUCGAGCAAAUCGGCAAUAUUCAAACAAACAGAGCCUGCCAUACCCAUAUCGGAAAAUAUAUCUACCAAAACACCAGCACCGGUAGCUUAUAGAUCCAACAGACCUACAAUAACUGGAGGUUCUGCUAUGAAUGCCAGUGCUUUGAAUACACCAGCAACAACUAAAUUACCACCCUAUGAAAUGGAUACUCAGAGAGUUAUGUCAAAGCGUAAAUUAAGAGAGUUAGUGAAGACUGUCGGAAUUGAUGAGGGUGACGGUGAAACUGUCAUUGACGGUGAUGUUGAGGAAUUACUAUUGGAUCUUGCCGACGAUUUUGUUACUAAUGUUACAGCUUUUUCUUGUAGAUUGGCAAAACACAGAAAAUCGGACAAUUUGGAGGCAAGAGACAUUCAGUUACAUUUGGAGAGAAAUUGGAAUAUUAGGAUUCCUGGUUAUUCCGCAGACGAAAUAAGAAGUACAAGAAAAUGGAAUCCCUCUCAAAAUUAUAACCAGAAAUUGCAGAGUAUCACAUCAGAUAAGGUAGCAGCUGCAAAAAACAAUGGAAACAAUGUUGCAAGCUUGAAUACAAAAAAAUAA